Messenger RNA from Aspergillus puulaauensis, 693 nucleotides. Its product is annotated as glutathione S-transferase family protein. Lineage: Eukaryota; Fungi; Ascomycota; Eurotiomycetes; Eurotiales; Aspergillaceae. The record is from RefSeq and is a predicted model, not a curated record. Gene Ontology annotation, cellular component: nucleus; cytoplasm. The transcript is spliced from 3 exons. Gene Ontology annotation, biological process: translational elongation. Bases 1 to 693 code for a protein of 230 amino acids.
AUGUCACUCGGAAAAUUGUAUACCUACCCCAAGGCCCCUCGGUCAACCAUGGUGGUGUUCGUCGCCAAGUACCUCAAGCUCGACGUCGAAAUCUGCAACGCCUUCCCGAUCAAGGUCUAUCCCGAGAAAGGGGGUGUCGGAGAGGAGUAUUUAGCCAAAUUCCAUACUGGAAAGGUCCCUGCGUUCGAGACUACCGACGGUUUCUGUGUCUAUGAGAGUAAUGCCGUUGCUUGGUUCCUCUCUCAUCAGGACCCGAAGAGUACACUGCACGGCUCAAACCUACGAGAGGAGACAACGAUUCUGCGAUGGGCGUCUUUUACUAACUAUGAGCUCCUGCCGCCCAUUAUGGCCUGGAUCCAGCCUAUCAUUGGGAGAGCACCAUCCAGCCCCGAGAUCCUAGAGAAGGCCGAGCAGGGCUGUGAACUCACCAUCCGCGCCAUCGAGAAGGAAAUCAAGGGAAAACAGUUUCUGGUUGGGGACACCCUGACUUUGGCUGAUUUGUUUGUUGUCUCGGGGUUGGCGAGAGGGUACCAAUACGUCUUCACGAAGUCAUGGGCAGAGAAGCAUCCCAUCGUCCACGAGUAUUACAUGCGUAUCCGCAACGACAAGGAUGGGAUCUUUGACAGUAUCCUCGGGCCUAAUGUGAUCAAGGAGGUGGCUAGUGGGACUUAUCCUGACUACGAUGGGCUGUAG